Molecule: messenger RNA, 612 nt
Organism: Helicoverpa armigera (cotton bollworm)
Lineage: Eukaryota; Metazoa; Arthropoda; Insecta; Lepidoptera; Noctuidae
Gene: Gpa2
Product: thyrostimulin alpha-2 subunit
Exons: 3
Coding region: 56-403 (115 amino acids)
Biological process (GO): cell surface receptor signaling pathway
Molecular function (GO): hormone receptor binding
Source: RefSeq, a predicted model, not a curated record
GUUCCAGAAUUUAUUUUUCAUUCACAAGCCGAAGUUUGAGUACAACAGUACAAAAAUGUUUUUGAAGUGUUUAAUAUUAUUUAUAUCUCUUAGUAACGUAUUUGCCUCUGAAUCAUGGAGGAAACCCGGAUGUCAUCGAAUUGGCCAUACCAGGAACAUAAGCAUACCAGACUGUGUAGAAUUCAAAAUCACUACAAACGCCUGUCGAGGAUUUUGCGAAUCUUGGUCACUGCCCAGUAUCAUGUUGGGUUUCAAGCGGCAUCCCGUUACGUCAUUAGGUCAAUGUUGCAAUAUCAUGGAAUCCGAAGACGUACCUGUGAAAGUGCUGUGCUUAGAUGGAGAAAGAAAUUUAAUAUUUAAAUCAGCCGUUUCGUGUUCUUGCUACCAUUGUCAAAAGGAAUAAGUAGAUUGAAUUCCGUAGAAGUCUUCAUCUCUUAAAAAAAAUGUGUUUGUUCAUUACUGUGUAGAAAUUUAGACAUACUUAAAUUACUAUAGAAACUGAAAAUACCUACUAUCUAAGUAUGUACUUAUCUAUAAGGAAAAAUAACUUGCAACAUCAUGUUAAAUGUUACCUACACUAGUUAAAUUAAAUGCGAUUAAACAUAUCGAACA